Pelmatolapia mariae (spotted tilapia) is the source of this 2250-nucleotide messenger RNA. RefSeq names its product thioredoxin interacting protein a (gene txnipa). Gene Ontology annotation, molecular function: ubiquitin protein ligase binding. Bases 119 to 1309 code for a protein of 396 amino acids. Gene Ontology annotation, cellular component: cytoplasm. NCBI's taxonomy places the organism in Eukaryota, Metazoa, Chordata, Actinopteri, Cichliformes, Cichlidae. The record is from RefSeq and is a predicted model, not a curated record. The transcript is spliced from 6 exons. Gene Ontology annotation, biological process: protein transport.
UGUUUACAGCAAAGUGAAUUGGUCGCUCGACGUGUUUGGAUUACCGAUAGUUUCCAAGGGAUUUGUUUGUGAAGUUUCACGUUUCAGCUCUUUUUGUCCAUUUUCGAGGUUGGCAAUCAUGGUGGCGAUGACGAAGAAAGUUAAAAUCUUUCAGAUAAUCUUUUCCGAUCCCAGUAAGACUUUUUACUGCGGCGGAGACACGGUGUCUGGCCGUGUCGAAGUGGAAGUCAGCGAAAUGAUGCGGGUGUCCGCGCUGAAGCUUCUGGGUCUGGGCUGCGCCAAGGUGGAGUACGCAAAAGGCAAGCAGCGGUGCCGACAGGAGGCCGAGUACCUCAGACAUGAAUCGGUCCUGCGGCUGCAAGACCAGCCCACAGACUCUGACGGCUCCGUGUUGUUGAGACCUGGCAACAAGUACGAGUACACGUUUGGAUUCGAGCUCCCUCAGCAAGGGCAACUGGUGUCAUCAUACAAGGGGAAGUUCGGCUACGUUCAGUACUGUGUCAAAGCCCUGAUGGAGAGGCCGCAGCAGCCCGUGCUAGAGUGCAAGAAGUGUUUCGAGGUGGAGGAGCCACUGGAUGUCAACACCCCAGACCUGCUGUCUCCAGCAGGUGGCAUGAAGGAGAAGAAAGUCACCUGCAUGUUCAUCCCUGACGGUCAGGUGUCAUUGAAUGCAAAAAUUGACCGGCGUGGAUUCUGUGAAGGCGAAGAGAUCUGCAUCAAUGCAAAGUUUGAGAACACCUGCUCCCGCAUUGUUGUGCCCAAGGCUGCCAUCAUAGCCAAACACACCUACCAGGCAAACGGCCGCACCAAGAUCCUACGCCAGAAGCUGUCCUCGGUGCGUGGUAACCACAUCAUCUCUGGGAUGUGCGACGCCUGGCAGGGAAAAACUAUCAGGGUACCGAAGAUCAAACCAUCCAUGCUGGGCUGCAACAUCAUCCGCGUGGAGUACGCUCUGAUGAUUUACAUACACAUUCCUGGUAGUGACAAGCUGAUCCUGGAGUUGCCUUUGGUCAUUGGGACUGCCGGUCUGGGCAGCCGCAGCAACAGUGUGAGCAGCCAGGACAGUUCAGCCAGCAUUGCCUCCCAGAGCUGGGUGUCUCUCAGGAUGCCUUCUGAACCUCCGAGCUACUGCGACGUGACCCGGGACUGCCGCCUAGACCAGCCUCUCACACCUCUCCUUGAUGACUUUGACGGCGAUGGGAGUCCCAUCUUCAUGAACGCACCAGCCUUCCAGUACCCAGCGCCCCCAGCAUACAGUGAGGCAGAGGAGGAGUUCAACGGCAAUGCUCGCAUGCUGCCGGUCUGCUGAAGUCUACCAGUGGGAACCGUGGAACUGUGGUCCACCUGUUAAGGACCAAACUUGAAAACAGGCAGAAGGUCUAAACUCCAGAGAAGGUUGGAUGGAGAAGUAAAGGCACGAGUGUGGAGGUGGACAGAAAUGUUGGUCGUUUGUUACAUCAGCUGCCUUCAACCUGCUUCAUCGCUUAUGAGUCUUCCUGCUCGUGCUCUUCAGACCAGAGAUGUUGAGGCCAGAUGGCACAGUGCUGCAUUUCUGAAUAAGCUGCCCUUUCCAGAGACUGCCAGAGUCUCACUCUCCAUUUACAGCCACUAUGACUUUGUUACUGGGCCAAGCACUGGCCUGCUGUGGCACCGUGGCUUUUUCUCAUUCCGCUCCAAGCCUGUAUUUUUACAGGACUACACAAAAGGAAACAUCCUUUUACCAGUCCACUCAGUUUGCAUCGCUGUUACGAAUUUGUUGGGAACACUGUUGCUUUUCAGAAUUACAGCAUGUAAAUUUCUUCCUUAAAUGUCAGUAGUAUUGCCAGUGUUUGAAAAAAGUCCUUUAUUCCUGUAUUGUUGCACUUUUUGAUCGCUUUUGACUCUACUACUGCCUAGAAGACUCUCUGUUCAGUUGAACAAUGUUUUUGAUGUGGAGAUAUGCGACUUCCAAAUCACAGCUUGGUGACUGGCGCUAAUUACUGCGAGUGCCGUCCAUACCACACGCUCUCUAUGGAACGCACUUUAUCUGAGGUGAAUCCUUGUAUCUGAUCUGCAGUUAUCCCACGCAACAUUUCAUUUAAGAGUUCCACUUUUGUGAAUUCACAACUUCUGUUCUUUCAGGGCGCAGGGAAAUCACUGUUAAUGACUGAUUUGUGAGAAAAUAUGUUUGUAAUACGCUCUUGAUACGUGCAGAUGUUUUUGUAUGAAACCCUAUGGGUUCUUUUUUUUUUAUUAAAAACUAUCCACUCA